GUUUAUUUCAUUAACCAUGCCGCGUGAAAUUGUUACUCUGCAAAUUGGGCAGUGUGGGAACCAAAUUGGAUUUGAAUAUUGGAAACAGUUAUGCGAAGAACAUGGCAUUCGUCCAGAUGGCAUUUUGCAGGACUUUGCCAAUGAUGGAACGGAUCGUAAAGACGUGUUUUUCUAUCAAGCAGACGACGACCAUUAUAUACCAAGAGCCGUGUUAAUUGAUUUGGAGCCCAGAGUUGUAAAUUCUAUCAAAAACUCUGAAUACUCGAACCUGUACAACCCUGAGAAUAUUUAUUUAUCUGAUCAUGGUGGCGGUGCAGGCAACAACUGGGCCGCUGGUUUUCAUGCUGGUGAAAAAAUCCAUGAAGAGCUGUUUGAUAUAAUAGACAGAGAAGCAGAUGGAUCAGACAACCUUGAAGGAUUCAUGCUAUGUCAUUCUACAGCAGGGGGUACUGGCUCUGGUCUUGGGUCUUAUAUGCUAGAGCGACUGAAUGACCGCUACCCAAAGAAGCUGAUUCAAACGUACAGUGUAUUCCCCAAUCAAGACGAGGUUUCUGAUGUUGUUGUACAGCCCUACAACACCAUGCUUACACUCAAGCGUCUCACACUGCAUGCCGAUGCAACUGUAGUUUUAGACAACACUGCACUAAACACUAUUGCUACAGAAAGAUUGCAUAUUCAAAAUCCUUCAUUUUCCCAAAUCAACAAAAUGGUGUCUACAAUAAUGUCUGCAAGCACUGCUACAUUAAGAUAUCCAGGAUACAUGAACAAUGAUCUGAUAGGUUUGGUUGCAUCACUCAUACCCACGCCAAGACUUCAUUUUCUCAUGACUGGGUACACCCCACUUGUGACCGACCAGGCUCUCACUUCUGUCCGCAAAACCACUGUGCUUGACGUGAUGCGAAGACUCUUGCAACCGAAAAACAUGAUGGUUUUCACUGGUAGACAAAGAAUGAACCAGCAUUGUUUUAUCUCUAUACUCAACAUCAUACAAGGUGAAAUAGAUCCAACUCAAGUCCAUAAAAGUUUGCAGAGAAUCCGAGAGCGAAAGUUGGCACAGUUUAUUCCAUGGGGCCCUGCAAGUAUACAGGUUGCUCUUUCACGGAAGUCACCUUAUGUUCCAUCAGCGCACCGAGUAAGUGGGUUAAUGUUGGCCAACCACACCAGUAUUAGUGCUUUGUUUAAACGAGCGUCUCGUCAGUUUGACAAGUUGAGAAAACGCGAAGCCUUUUUGGAGCAAUUCCGUAAAGAAGAUAUGUUCGCUGAGAAUUUGGACGAAAUGGACGCUUCAAGGGAGAUUGUUCAACAGCUUACUGAUGAAUAUGAAGCAGCAGCAACACCUGACUAUCUCACAUGGGGAGAAAAGGCAUCAUAAAUAUGGGCGGCCAGUUUAGGGUGGCAGGGUGUGCAGGCCUGCUUGGGAUUUUCUGCAUUGAUUAGUAAACAUUGGAACCAAAUUUGUUUCCAAGAAAUGCAUGUCGAACUAUCCCUACCUUUCCUUCGACAGUUUGGGGCCUGUGACCAUCAGCACAUGGAAAAGAUAGUACUUGGUCAAAAUACAUGUACAUUAUAAUUAGACAUUGGUGCUUAAAGGAACCGUUUCUACAUUUAACGGUUGAUUUUUUCUCAACCAUAAAAGCUGUUUGUUUUAUCUACACAAAAUCUGUAUAAACUUGCUUUGUAACUCUAUUGUAAGUUAAUCUAUAUGGGUGUGGUCCUACAUCGAGACACACUUAAUAUAUAUACCCAGGACUUAUGAGUUGGCAAUUACCCCAAUUUCCUUUGAUACAAAUUUCCAGCAACGCACUGCUUCUCUGCUGUUUAUACACACAUGAUACCACGCCUUUAUAUUCAACACAGUUUUUGGUUGCCAAAAUGUCCACACAUUCAGUUCAUGUUAUUAAUAUCAUUCAAUUUUGUGCUGCUUUUUGUUAGCUUUGUAUGAUUAGUGUAUGCUUACAUAUUUUUGUACCUUUAG
Molecule: messenger RNA, 1975 nt
Organism: Ciona intestinalis (vase tunicate)
Lineage: Eukaryota; Metazoa; Chordata; Ascidiacea; Phlebobranchia; Cionidae
Product: tubulin gamma-1 chain
Biological process (GO): microtubule nucleation; cytoplasmic microtubule organization
Cellular component (GO): microtubule; gamma-tubulin complex
Molecular function (GO): GTP binding
Source: RefSeq, a predicted model, not a curated record